UUCCCUCGACGCUGGACACCGAGAAGCGCUUUGAGGCGUCGAGGUCAUCGCCACAUCGACCUCGCGCGUCGCAUCGCGUCGCGCGCGCCCCCACGCUCGCGUCAUCGCAAAAGUUUGUGUCGCCAACGGUAAUCCACCACCGUCGCCAUGGCGUCCGAAGAUUCGCGCGCCUUGAAGGUUGCGCUCGCGAGUGCCGCCGUCGCGAGCACUGGUCUCGCUCUCGCCCUCGCGAGCGCGUCGGUGUACGCGUCUUACUUUGCCCGAGACGCGCGCGGUGGAUCGAUGAAGAAGAAAAAGCUCGCGCACGAGACGUGGUACGCGGCGACGGACCAAGACGGACGCAUCGCGUCGCUCGCGGAAGUGCGCAAAGGCGCGCUCGAUGGAGGAAUUCCGCACUCGUUGCGAGCGGAGGUGUGGCCGGUGUUGCUUGGGGUGCGGAAAUGCUCGAACACGAGCGUGGAGCACGAGCAAGGGAAACGAUCGAGACGCGAGCAAUACGGCGAGUUUCUAAGGCGAUGCGCAGAGCUGGAGGGGUGGCUUACAAAACCGGUCAAAGGAUUGGCGAAUUUGCCGAGCGAUCUCGCAUCGUUCACUGAGGCGUCGAGGAUCAUCGCUGCAGACGCGCCGCGGACGACGUUCACCUACGGUACGUUCGCGCGGGAUUGGGAGAGCGGGAUCCUGAGCGGCGACGACGAAGACGAAUUGAAGAUGGAAUGGAGACUGGCGCAACGUCAACGCUUGACGAGAAUUCUGGAGGCGUACGCUAUUUUGGAUCCAGUGAUAGGCUAUACGCAAGGAAUGAACGAUUUAGCCGCGGUAUUUCUUCGCGAUAUUAGUAACGAGUCCGAGGCGUUUUGGUGCUUUGCGAAAUUUAUGGGAGGUUCGUAUCGAUGUCACUUUCUCAUCAAUCCGCACGAGAGCGCGCCGUCGGCGUCGAAAGGUCAAGAGGGCGUGAGCGAUCGAUUGCGAGUGCUGAGUGAGAUAAUUAGAAUUGCAGAUCCACCUCUGCAUAAGCACUUGAAGUUUCUCAACGCGCAGGAGUGCAUGUUUGCUUUUAGACCCGUCGUCGUGUUGAUGUCGCGAGAACUCGCCGACGCCGAGAUUGGUCUUUUGUGGGACAUGUUGAUUGCCGGCGGCGAUCACGAACCCACAUCCAGAGCCAACGGCACACUCGCAGGAGGUGGCGCGAGACUGUUCCUACACGUCGUCGCCGCGGCUUUGGUGAGCAUGCGUUCGCAGGUCAUGGCGUGCAAAAAGAACGACGACUUGAUGCAGCUCGUCGCUCGAAAGCUUCCAGCCCGAAAAUUUACCGCCCACGAGCUCGUGCGCAAAGCCAUGGAUCUGAUGAAGACGACGAAAGGAUUAGGCGAAGCCAUCGAAGUGGCGUCGCGCGCGUCCAUCGCCCUCGAAGGGUUGUAA
Molecule: messenger RNA, 1419 nt
Organism: Ostreococcus lucimarinus CCE9901
Lineage: Eukaryota; Viridiplantae; Chlorophyta; Mamiellophyceae; Mamiellales; Bathycoccaceae
Exons: 1
Coding region: 148-1419 (423 amino acids)
Biological process (GO): activation of GTPase activity
Molecular function (GO): GTPase activator activity
Source: RefSeq, a predicted model, not a curated record